AUGCUCGCAACAAACACGUCUGCUGCAAACAACACGUCUGCUGCAACAAAAGACUGUUUGCAAAAACACAAUCUGCGGGCCAACAAACACCUGUCUGCUGCAACAACACGUCUGCAGCAAACAACACGCCUGCAUCCAACAAACACGCAUGCUGCCACGACACAGAUCUGCUGCAACAACCCGGCCUGCUGCAACAUCACGUCUGCUGCAACAACAGUCUGCUGCAACAAACGUUUGCAACAAAACAUCUGCUGCAAAACACGUCUGCAGCAACAACACGCCUGCUCCAACAACACGCAUGCUCGCCACAACACACUGUCUGCUUUGCAAACAACACGCCUGCUGAAACACACGCCUGCUCCCAACGACACGCCUGCUGCAACAAACCAGUCUGCAGCAACAACACGUCUGCUUGCAACACUACACGAUCUGCUGCACACCACACGUUGCUGCAACAACAGUCUGCAAGCAACAACACGCCUGCUGCACAGCACGCCUGCCGCAAACAACACGUCUGCAGCGACAACAAGUCUGCUGCGACAUACACGUUUGCUGCCGACAACAUGCCUGCUGCAACAACUACACGCUGCUGCAACAACACGCUGCACACACACACACGCCUCGCGGCAACAAUUGACGUCUUGCAAACAACAACAGCCUGCUGCGAAACACGGCCUCUUGCCGCACACAACCCCGUCUGAUGCAACACACGACUGCUGCGACAACACGUCUGCUGGGGAAAACACGUCGCUGCAACAAACACGUCCGCUGCAACAACACGCCUGCUGCCGGACAACAUUCUGCUGCGACACUACGUCUGCGUUGCAACUACACGUCUGCUGCAACACAAGUUUGCUGCGAAACAAACAGCUCUGCUGCAAAACACACGUCUGUAACAACAGUCAGCAGCAACAAACCCGUCUGCUUGCAACUAAGCCUGCUGUCUCAACACGUCUGCCGCAACAAAACGUCUGCUGCAAAACACGUCUGCUGCACACAUCACGUCUGCCAAGUACAACACGCUGCUGCAACAGCACGCCUGCAGGAAACACGUCUGCUGCGACAAACACGUCUGCCGCGACCACACGUUGCUGCCGGACAAACACGAUCUGCAGCAACCAAACCCGUCUGCUGCGACAACACGUCUUGGCUUGCCGACAACACAUCUGCUGCGGUCAACCGUCCGCUGCAAACAAACACGUCCGCUGCCACAACACGCCUGCCAGCGACAACACAGUUGCUGCUACAAUACGUCUGCUUGCCAACAACACGUCUGCUGCUACAAAUGUUUGCUGA
This is a messenger RNA of Knipowitschia caucasica, 1296 nucleotides long. NCBI's taxonomy places the organism in Eukaryota, Metazoa, Chordata, Actinopteri, Gobiiformes, Gobiidae. The record is from the annotation of a GenBank genome assembly.